Patella vulgata (common limpet) is the source of this 1006-nucleotide messenger RNA. RefSeq names its product small nuclear ribonucleoprotein-associated protein B'. The transcript has 5 exons. The record is from RefSeq and is a predicted model, not a curated record. Bases 124 to 699 code for a protein of 191 amino acids. Gene Ontology annotation, biological process: mRNA splicing, via spliceosome. Lineage: Eukaryota; Metazoa; Mollusca; Gastropoda; Patellidae. Gene Ontology annotation, molecular function: RNA binding. Gene Ontology annotation, cellular component: U2-type prespliceosome; U1 snRNP; catalytic step 2 spliceosome.
UUAGAGGUCGCGUCGGGCUAGCGGUAAACGAAGAAUUAACGAAUGGUUGCAUGAAGAAAGAUUUUUAGAGUCAACUUAUCUGGUUAAAAUCGUUGAAAAUCGCCUACCAUCUUCACAGCAAAAAUGACAGUGGGAAGGAGUUCCAAGAUGCUCCAGCAUAUCAACUUCAGGAUGCGUUGUAUGCUUCAUGACAGUAGAACUUUCAUUGGUACAUUUAAAGCUUUUGAUAAACAUAUGAAUAUUAUCUUGGGAGACUGUGAUGAGUUCCGUAAGAUAAAACCUAAGAGUAAUAAACAAGGUGAACGAGAAGAGAAAAGAGUUUUAGGUCUAGUAUUACUCCGUGGAGAACAUCUAGUAUCCAUGACGGUGGAAGGACCUCCACCAGCGGAGGAAAGUAUGGCAAGGGUACCAUUAGCUGGUAUGGGACCAGGCGGACCUGGUAUGGGAAGAGCUGCUGGACGUGGUGUUGGAGGCCCAUCUGCAGGAGGUGCUGCACCAGGGCUUCAAGGACCUGUUAGAGGUAUUGGAGGUCCAUCACAACAAAUGAUGACACCACAAGGACGAGGACCCCCUGGUAUGAAUCCUGGCAUGAGACCACCACCAAAUAUGGGCAGAGGAGGUCCACCUGGAAUGAGAGGACCCCCACCAGGAAUGAUGAGAGGACCACCACCAGGAAUGCGAGGACCACCUCCAAGAUAAUCAUAAAACUUCAUCAUCAUCAGUAUCAUUUGUAUAAAGACAUUGGAGAAUUUCUUUCAAGUUGAAGAAUUUAAUUCUAAAUUAAUACUAAAUAUGAUGAGAAAUUUUAAGGGAAAUUUCCAGCUGUCAUUGAAACUAAUGAAAGGGACAAUUUUGAAUAUAGUGUUGAGCCAGACUGAAACACAGAUAAAAUAUUUUUUAAGUCUUGUAUGAUGUUCACUGGGACAAUUGUAUCAUUUCUUUUUUACAUCAUGAUUAUAAUUCUUGUAUCAUUUGUACAUAAAUCAUUAAAAUCCAUCAUUAUCAA